This is a messenger RNA of Solanum dulcamara, 921 nucleotides long. RefSeq lists its product as uncharacterized. The record is from RefSeq and is a predicted model, not a curated record. Bases 1 to 921 code for a protein of 306 amino acids. The transcript is spliced from 4 exons. NCBI's taxonomy places the organism in Eukaryota, Viridiplantae, Streptophyta, Magnoliopsida, Solanales, Solanaceae.
AUGAAUGACUUUCGGUAUUCUGAUGACCAAACAAGUAGAUUAUUGUCUUUAUAUUUUCCUAGUGCCAAAAAUGGGGUCAACAAAGCUCGUUUCGUUGAGCGUUUUCUAGUUGGAGGAUGGAAAACAAAUGAAGACGCUAUUCAGAUGGCCAUUCUUUAUUUCAUCCACACUUUUGUUUUUUCUCAACUAGGUGAUGCACCUAUAUCAGUUGAUGAUUUUAAGAUGGUAGAAGAUGGUAGGUAUGAGCAAUACCCAUGGGGGAAAAUAGCAUUUUCAAAACUGAUAAAAGGAAUGCGUCAGGAGUUUUCAAAUGCCAAACAAAUGUAUCGUCUAGGUGGCAUGCCAUACGCUCUGAAUGUUUGGAUAUAUGAAUGUGCAUCUCAAGUUCCCUCUGAAAUUGCUUUAAGAGUGGGUAAUAAAAUUCCCAGAAUUCUUAACUGGCGUGUUGUCGCCGUGAAGCCAAAAUUUGAGACCUUCAUGUCUACCAUCUUCAGUGAGUUUAGCAUUAUCCAUGCUCCAACAUUGUCCAAUCUCAACAUAAAAUGGAAUCUAUUAUCAUUCAUGGCAGCCAACAGAAACCUGAAUCUUCAACAUCGGCUGCCAAGGUCAAUUUCAGAAAACCUCAUGAAGUCCCUGCAUUUUGAGGACUUUUCAACAACACCACCCACAGAAUUAUUAAAGAGAUCCAGUCAUGUCGCUGAUACAUCUUCUCCACCUCCUUCCAAGAGAAUGAAGACUUCCCCUGCUAAAAAGCCAAUUCAAAUAGAAACAGCCAACAUGCACAAGGAUUUCAUACCACCAAAUGAAUCAGAAAAACAUGUUUCUCCUGAUAAUGUAUCAGGGGCGAAGUCACCAAAUGAAUCAGAAAAGCUUGUUUCUCCUGACAAUGUACCAGGGGUGAAGUCAGUUGUAGGAGGUUGA